AUGCCUGGAAAUAAAUUGGGUCUAGCUUUAGGAGCCUCCAGGAGAAGGAGAGGGAGAACACAGAGAUCAGAAAGACAAAAGGGGCAGAGAUCUGGCCAGCAGGUGCCCACACAGAGCACAGGGGAGAGGAAGAGCAGCAGAACUUUACUUUACCGCUCAGGCAUCUGGACACUGCACAGACUUGUUCGGAAGAGACUGAAGGAAAACAUUGAGCAAUUCUUCACCAAAUUUGUGGAUGAGGGGAAAGCUACUGUUCGGUUAAAGGAACCUCCUGUGGAUAUCUGUCUAAGUAAGGCCAAUUCCAGCAGUUUAAAGGGUUUCCUUUCAGCUGUGAGACUGGCUCAUCGAGGCUGUGAUAUUGAAACACCACUUUUAACACUCACACCAGUGAAGACUUCAGAAUUUGAGAAAUUUAAAACUAAAAUGAUAGUUACUUCCAAAAAAGAUUAUCCUCUAAGCAAGAACUUCCCAUAUUCUCUGGAACAUCUUCAGACUUCUUAUUGUGGACUUGCCAGAAUUGAUAUGCGUGUACUUUGCUUAAAAAACCUUAAGAAAUUAGACUUGAGCCACAACCAUAUAAAAAAGCUUCCAGCUACGAUUGGAGACCUCAUCAACCUUCAAGAACUUAACCUUAGUGACAAUCACUUGGAAUCCUUUAAUGUAGCUUUGUGUCAGUCUACACUCCAACAGUCGCUUCGGAGUUUGGAUCUCAGCAAAAAUAAAUUAAAGGCACUCCCUGUGCAGUUUUGCAGGCUCCGAGAACUUACAGAAUUAAAACUUGAUGAUAAUGAACUAAUUAGAUUUCCUUUCAAAAUGGGACAACUGAAAAAUCUGUGUUUUUUGUCAGCAGCUCGAAAUAAGCUUCCCUUUUUGCCCAGUGAAUUUAAACAUUUAUCUCUUGAGUACUUGGAUCUUUUUGGAAAUAAAUUUGAACAACCGAAAGUCCUUCCACUUAUAAAACUGCAAGCGCCAUUAACUCUGUUGGAAGCCUGUGCACGAACAGUAUUACAUAAUAGGAUCCCAUAUGACCCUCAAACAAUUCCUUUCCAUCUUUGUCAAGAUUUGGAUACCGCAAAAACCUGUGUGUGUGGACGAGUUUGUCUACACAGUUUCAUUGAAGGAACUACUACCAUGAAUCUACAUUCUGUUGCUCAUACUGUGGUCCUAGUAGAUAAUAUGGGUGGUACUGAAGCACCUAUUAUUUCUUACUUCUGUUCUCUAGCUUGUUAUGUAAAUGCCUCUGAUACAUUAAAGUAAUAGGAACACCCCCCAAAAUAAAUUCCUUUUAGUUACUGAUGAAUUUGAGACUCAUUUCCAACUUAACAGUGUAAUAGAGAAAGGGGACAUUAUUUAAA
This is a messenger RNA of Elephantulus edwardii (Cape elephant shrew), 1355 nucleotides long. It is a transcript of the gene LRR1, whose product is annotated as leucine rich repeat protein 1. Gene Ontology annotation, molecular function: protein binding. NCBI's taxonomy places the organism in Eukaryota, Metazoa, Chordata, Mammalia, Macroscelidea, Macroscelididae. The coding region runs from base 1 to 1257 and encodes 418 amino acids. The transcript is spliced from 4 exons. The record is from RefSeq and is a predicted model, not a curated record.